GAGAAGGCUUUAUAGAGCCUUCACGACGACGAAACGACGUCGUGGAUCUGGACAGCGAGGAUGCGUUUGCUACUGAAUCAGUGAGAGAGAAAGGUAAAGCGGAUGAGCCAUGGCUUCCACUACAUUCAUUUCUCUAUCUCUACCAAUUUCCCUCUCCUCUUCCAACCUUCUUCCUACUCUCCGUUCUUCCUCAUCCCCCCGUUCCCUUUCUCCACCGCUCUCUUUUCCCGCCCAACACUUCCCCUUCUCAAUCCUCUCCGCCAAAAUCGUCAAAAACAACUCUCAAUUUCGAGGAUCCAUGCCGCCACAUCUCAACAAACUUUACCCUCAGAUUCCGCCGCACUGCUGGCCGCCGAGAAAUCGCAGGAGAUAGUAGGAUCCACCAAUGACGACGGCGUCUCCACGAUAAUCUCUGUUCUUCUCUUUACUGCUUUCAUCGGUCUUUCUAUUCUCACAAUCGGGGUGAUCUACAUUGGUGUGACGGAUUUCUUGCAGAAAAGAGAGAAGGAGAAGUUUGAGAAAGAGGAAGCGGGGAAGAAGAAGAAGAGUGGGAAAAAGAAGAAAGUUAGAGCUAGAGGUGGACCGAGAGGAUUUGGACAGAAGGUUGAAGGAGAAGAAGAAGAAGAUGAUGAAAAUUGAAGCAAAUUCUGGAAAUUCUGCUAUUUGGUACUGUCUAAUUUACGUAUAAAUUUAGAUGAAUUUUGCUUCUCGAUCAUGAAUUUUGGGUUCUUUUAUUGUUAGCUGAAAUGUUUUAAUGAUUCCGUUUAGUGAAAUUAAAUUUAGUUCAAUUUGUUUA
Cucumis sativus (cucumber) is the source of this 796-nucleotide messenger RNA. RefSeq lists its product as uncharacterized. The record is from RefSeq and is a predicted model, not a curated record. Lineage: Eukaryota; Viridiplantae; Streptophyta; Magnoliopsida; Cucurbitales; Cucurbitaceae. The transcript is spliced from 2 exons. The coding region runs from base 103 to 639 and encodes 178 amino acids.